AUGCGUACCUCUACUCUCCUCACCUUGGGCGCCGCCUCUGGUUUGGCCAUGGCCACAGUCAUGACAAACACCUUCUUCCAGACCACUACAGUCACCGUUGUUCACUGUGAGCCAACUCACACUGACUGUAUUGGAGGCAGCGUUACCGUCCUCACCACCGUGAGCUCAACUGAGUGCCUCACUACAGUCAGCUCUACUCCAGCCCCAGUUGUUGAGACUUCGCCUUCAACCCCAGCGCCAGUCGAAUCGACCCCCGCUCCAGUCCCAACCACAUCUCAGGUCUCAAGCUCGGCCGUUGAGGUUCCAAGCACCACCGCUGAGGCUCCAAGCUCGACCUAUGUCCCAAGCUCUACCGUUGAGGUCCCAAGCUCCACCGCUGUUACCGACUCCGCUGAGGGCGUUCCAAGCUCGACCAUCACCGCUAGCAUUGUGACUGGUUCCACCGAAGUCGUUUCCUCAACCUUGGCUACCGUUCCCUCCGAGAGCUACGUCCCAGUUACCACUCCAGCCUACAGCAACACCUCUGAGCCCGUCGCUUCGACCAGCUCUCCUACAACCACCACAGCUAUCGUAGUUACUACUCCAGCUAGCAACUAUAGCCCCACCGUUCCUGCUCCAUCUUCUACGCAGACUGGUGUAAGCGGUGCCAGCAAUGUGGUUGUCCCUGGCUUCACCUUGGGCCUCCUCGCUCUUGGUGCCUAUCUCUUCGGAUAA
Cadophora gregata is the source of this 714-nucleotide messenger RNA. RefSeq lists its product as uncharacterized. The record is from RefSeq and is a predicted model, not a curated record. NCBI's taxonomy places the organism in Eukaryota, Fungi, Ascomycota, Leotiomycetes, Helotiales, Ploettnerulaceae. The coding region runs from base 1 to 714 and encodes 237 amino acids. The transcript is spliced from 3 exons.